This is a messenger RNA of Papilio xuthus (Asian swallowtail), 2113 nucleotides long. RefSeq names its product glucosidase 2 subunit beta (gene GCS2beta). The transcript has a single exon. Gene Ontology annotation, biological process: N-glycan processing. Lineage: Eukaryota; Metazoa; Arthropoda; Insecta; Lepidoptera; Papilionidae. Gene Ontology annotation, molecular function: calcium ion binding; protein binding. The record is from RefSeq and is a predicted model, not a curated record. The coding region runs from base 103 to 1671 and encodes 522 amino acids. Gene Ontology annotation, cellular component: glucosidase II complex.
AUAAAUAAACGUCAGCAUCAGCGGUUGGCUGUCAGUUUUCUACACGUUCUAUUUAUCAGCUAGCUGUUCCCAUUUACCGGUGUAAGGAUUGUUGUUUUAAUCAUGGUUAAUUCAUACUCAUGGGUAAACCAUUUUCAAGCAUUUGUAUUGAUUAUUUUCACAUUUGUUAUAUCCGCUCAGUCUGACGUUCCUAGACCGCGCGGUGUUUCUUUAUCCAAAGCGUCACUGUAUUCCCCUACGAAAGACUUUACAUGUUUUGAUGGAACUGUGACAAUCCCAUUUAAUUAUGUUAACGAUGAUUACUGCGAUUGUUUCGACGGCAGCGAUGAGCCGGGAACAUCGGCUUGCUUGAAUGGAGUUUUCCAUUGCACAAACGCUGGUCACCGGCCGGAAAACAUCCCAAGCUCUCGUGUUAACGACGGUGUAUGUGAUUGCUGCGAUGGAACAGACGAAUAUGCUCAACCCGAAACGUGCAAAAACACAUGUGAGGAAAUGGGAAGGGAAGCCAGAGCUGAAGCGCAACGUUUGGCUGAUCUACAUAAAGCUGGGAAUCAUUUACGACUUGAAUUAAUAGAGAAAGGAAAUAAAAAGCGAAAUGAAAUGGCUGAGCAACUUUCUCAAUUGGAGAAAGAUAAAACUGAAGCAAUAAAAAUUAAGGAGGAAAAAGAGUCCCUGAAAAAUCAGUUAGAGGCUAAAGAAAACGAAGUUCUGCAGGUGUACAGAGAUGCAGAAGAGAAGGAAAGAAAGAGAAAAGCAGAAGAAGAAAAGGAAGCACUCAUCAAGGAGGGCACAGAAUAUUUCUCUAUGUUUGAUACAAAUGAUGACAAUGUGUUAACAGUAGAUGAAGUAAAAGUUGUUAAUGCUUUUGAUAAAAAUAAGGACGGUGAAGUGGACCAGGAAGAAAUUCAAUAUUUCUUAGGCACCAAUGAAAGUGUAGACAAAGAAACCUUCCUAUCUACAACUUGGCCCAUGCUAAAACCUUUUGCUAUGUCAGAGCAAGGUGUCUUCCAACGGGGUGAUGAAAAUGAGGAACUUGAUGAUCAAGAUACAGACGAGGCUACAAGAGAUAUAGAAACUGAUGAAGGUGACAAUGAAGAGGAAAAUGCUGAAGAUGAUCUACCACAAGAUGUAGAUCAGGAAGUGGAACCUGAGAGUAGUCGAAUCUAUGAUGAUGAGACCCAAAAAAUAGUUGAUGAAGCUUCUGAAGCACGUCGCCAAUGGACAGAUGCAGAAAGAGCAGUUCGGGAGAUUGAGUCAAACAUCAGAAACUUCCAACAAAAUCUAGAGAAAGAUUAUGGUCUCCAACAAGAAUAUGCUACUCUAGAUGGACAGUGCUUAGAGUAUGAGGAUAAGGAAUAUGUUUAUAAGCUAUGUUUAUUCCAGAAGGUAACGCAGAAAUCGAAGAAUGGGGGAGCAGAGGUUGGUCUUGGUAACUGGGGUGAAUGGGCAGGUGAAGAUAAUAAGAAGUAUUCAGUGAUGAAGUAUACCAAUGGCAUUGCCUGCUGGAACGGGCCAAAUAGAAUGACAACAGUAAAUAUACAUUGUGGUUUAGAAACCAAGAUGUUAUCAGUCUCAGAACCCUACCGUUGUGAAUACAAUAUAGAGCUGGCCACACCAGCGGCAUGUGAUGACUCAAAUGCAUCACAGCAGCAAUCGCAUGAUGAACUCUAAUUAUAAGUUGCAUAAAUGUGAAUGUUUCACAUCCCAUUGUGAUGUUUUGCCACAAGUGUUAUGUAAAAGUUGGAAAUUACCAUUUUUACUAAAGAAAUGUGAGAUCAUAAUUUGAUCAGUCCUACUAUUAGAUAAUUCAUACAAAUUAGAAAGACUUAAGUGCUAAUAAUAAUUUGGUUUUGUAAUUAAUUUAUUAAGCUUUGUGGCACUUAUCUAUUUUCAUCAUAUUUAUUUUAAGUAACAGAUUAUUAUUGCAUUUCAAUUAUAAUGUAGUGUAUCCUACUGUAGAUGUACAAUGUUUUGAAGACUGAAGUCACAAGAGUAUGGUAACAUAAACACAUUCCUCAAGUAAGGCUGUAAUAAUACAAAUAGAAGGAUAUAAUCAAUGAAGUUGAACAAAACAUUGUAAAUGAUCAAUAAAAUAUUGUUUUUGAUUAUAACA